AUUAUUCUAAUGAAAUAUCUUCUUUAUUUUCUGUUGAAAAGUAUUUGUCUAUAUAAAAUGCAUGUGAGAAAGCUAUAUAAUUAGCAAUUGACUAUUUUUCUAAAUUAAUAAAAAUAAUUCCUAGAUCUGAAUCGGAUAUGAGAUAUAAAACCAAGUAUGGAUAUUGUGGAGGUGUUGAAGUUCCUUAAAAUGACAGAGUUAUUGGCAAAAAAUCUGAUUUACAUAUAUAUGUACAAUUUAAAAAUGAAUCAACAUUAACUUAUAUAGCUAAUGCGGGUUGGUGUUAAUUUUUGAAUGGUCUUGGACCUACUCAUGGUGAAGUUAACUUUAAUAUAAGUUCAUUAAAAUUCACAAACUGGGAUAAUCAUAGUGAAUUCAAAGAUUUAUUGUAAACAGUUAUACAUGAAAUCACUCAUAUUUUGGGCUUUACUUAUUCAGAUAUACCAAAAUGGAUUACUUCUAACAAAAAUCAUCAUAAUGAACCGACUAUUUAAUAAAAAUUAAGGGGAAUUGAUACUAUAUUUCUCAAAACUCCUCAUGUUUUGACGUUUGCUCGAAAAUAUUUUAAUUGUCCUACCUUAGUUGGUAUGCCUCUUGAAAAUAUAGGAGGAGAAGGUUCUAAAAAUUCUCAUUGGAAAAGCACAAUUAUCUAGAACGAAUACAUGAAUCCAUCUGUAUCAUAUACUUAGGCAUAUUUUAGUGGUUUUACAGCAAAUCUUUUAAGAGACACAGGUUUCUAUUAUGAAAUAAAAGAAUCUAUGGUAGAAAAAAUAUCGUAUGGAUAAGGAGCAGGUUGUCAACAUGUCACCGGUGUAUGCGAUUCUGCCAAAAGAGAAUAUUGUAAUCCUUAAAAUGACUAGGGAUUAUGUGAUUAUUACCACCUUGGAAGUUCAGAUUGUAGGUCUGGUUAAUUUGAUGAGCCUACAUGUUAUACUUAAUAUGUCAAUGGAGAUUCAUAAUGCUGGGAAAUUAGAAGUAAUCGUAACACGAAAUAAAAUCAGGAUAUUAUGGGUGUUAAAUUUGGGGUUAAUUCAAGAUGUUUUAACUCUUCUAUAUAUAAGGAUAAAUAGUAGCCACCAAAAACUAGAAUAACAGGAGAAUGUUAUUAAUAUGAAUGUAAAACUAAUGGAUAAUUGAAUGUUUACGUUGGAAAAACUAAAGUGGUUUGUACAAACAACUUACAAAAUUUAUAAGUUAAUGGAUAUUAAGGAUAUUUAACAUGUCCUGAAAAUAUAUAAAAAUUUUGUGGUUUUAAAAAAUUUUGCCCGAAUUACUGUAGUUCAAACGGAUAUUGUCUAAAUAAUGAAUGCCAUUGUGCUAAAUAAAAUUUUGGAAAUGAUUGCAGUAAAAAAAAUCCUUUCAAAAAUUGA
Molecule: messenger RNA, 1370 nt
Organism: Ichthyophthirius multifiliis
Lineage: Eukaryota; Ciliophora; Oligohymenophorea; Hymenostomatida
Product: leishmanolysin family protein, putative
Exons: 1
Biological process (GO): proteolysis; cell adhesion
Cellular component (GO): cytoplasm; membrane
Molecular function (GO): metalloendopeptidase activity
Source: RefSeq, a predicted model, not a curated record